GCAGUAACGAUAAUAAUGAUAGCACCAACAACGAGGGAGGUAGUAACAAUAGUGAUAGCGCUAAUAACGAGGAAGGCAGUAACAGCAAUAAUGAUAGCACCAAUAAUGAGGAAGGUAUUAAAAGCGACGAAGGUGCCGACAGCGGUAAUAUAAACGAGGAAGAAUAUUUAGAUAAAAACAAGAUAAUCGUUUAUGAUAUUCUUGAUUGCAAUAUACUAGCAACUCAGGCUGAACAAGAUAUUCUAGAAAUAUAUCGUUCAAAAUUUAAUAAUUAUCCUGUCAUGGACCUCCGGCUACAUUCAGAACUAUCCCUUUCCUUAAAUCAAGCAUUGCAAGAUAAAAUUCUACAUGAAGUUUUCGACGAAAUAGACAAGGAUUAUAUAACAGAUGAAAUUCAUAAUUUUCUCACUGACUUUUUUAAUGCUGAUCACGGUAAACAAGGAUGGCACGAAUCAGUUCGAAGAAUAGUCAUCAACGAAAAAGACUCGGAAUUACUGCAAGGUACAAAAGAACUGCUUAAGGGAACAUUGGGACGAUU
Ambispora leptoticha is the source of this 538-nucleotide messenger RNA. Lineage: Eukaryota; Fungi; Glomeromycota; Glomeromycetes; Archaeosporales; Ambisporaceae. The record is from the annotation of a GenBank genome assembly.